Bipolaris maydis ATCC 48331 is the source of this 758-nucleotide messenger RNA. RefSeq lists its product as uncharacterized. Gene Ontology annotation, molecular function: endopeptidase inhibitor activity. Lineage: Eukaryota; Fungi; Ascomycota; Dothideomycetes; Pleosporales; Pleosporaceae. Gene Ontology annotation, biological process: vacuole fusion, non-autophagic. The record is from RefSeq and is a predicted model, not a curated record.
ACCUUCCUUGUUACCCCUAGCCGACAUAUACUCACACUCAGACACUUUACACACAGCGCUUCUACCAACUGCACCGAGACAGUCCUGUACCAGCACUCAGCCUCUGUGGUGUCCGACAACGAUUUACGUCGCCUGAACAUCACGACUCGCAGCGAUAGAUAUCCGCACGCAACAACAACCCGCACGGAUCCGAAGACGUGGCUGCAAGACGAUGCGCACUGCUCUUAUUCCACUUGGUGUUGCGCUCUUUGCGACCGUAGCCAUGGGGCUUGCGCCGCAGCGGAGUGUCAUCAUCAGUUGGCCAAACGACACGCCGGAUGAGAUUGUGGAGCAGAGCAAGGAGGCUAUUCGAAAGGCAAAGGGUGAGAUUACAUAUGAGUACAACAUCAUCAAGGGAUUCGCGGCCACGGCCCCUGCAUCUGCACUGGAGCUGGUGUCUACACUGAGCAAUGUGUACAAGUGCGAGAUUGAGGAGGACGGUGUCGUUACAACGCAGCACAACAAGGAGUAGUUGGGCAGUGGGCAGUGGGCGGAAGAAUGGCAGACUGUACGAGGGACAAGUUAUGGGCUUUGGGUUUGAAUAUUGGGCGUUUUUGGGCUGGCGUUGGGCAAAGGUGGUGAUGGUGGUGGACGGCAGUACGAAGGUCAUGUAGGUAGUUGGCCAUGGUAUUGCUGCAUGUAAAAGCAAAUAGUAGUCACUGCAUGUAGACGUGCAUACAGUAUACACACAUGCCCCCGUGCAUACUUGGCUUGACAUA